Molecule: messenger RNA, 834 nt
Organism: Kalmanozyma brasiliensis GHG001
Lineage: Eukaryota; Fungi; Basidiomycota; Ustilaginomycetes; Ustilaginales
Product: DeoC/FbaB/ lacD aldolase
Exons: 1
Coding region: 1-834 (277 amino acids)
Biological process (GO): deoxyribonucleotide catabolic process; carbohydrate catabolic process
Cellular component (GO): cytoplasm
Molecular function (GO): deoxyribose-phosphate aldolase activity
Source: RefSeq, a predicted model, not a curated record
AUGUCCGCCGUCACACAGGAAUCGCUCGCCUCGGCGAUCCAGUCGCUCCUCUCGUCCCUGCCCAGCUCGCUCGAUGCGCUGCCUCCCAUCUCGCCCGCCCCGGCGCUCCCCACCACGAGCGCCGAAGUCGCCGCGCUGAUCGACCACACGCUCCUGGCACCCAACGCGACGCUCGAUCAGAUCUCCGCCGUGUGCGAUGAAGCCAAGCAGUACAAGACCGCCACCGUCUGUGUCAACUCGUCCAUGAUCCCGUACGUUGCCAAGCACCUCGCUGGCACAUCUGUCAAGCCAAUCUCGGUGAUCGGCUUCCCCUUUGGCUCGGCCAACACGCCGUCCAAGGUGCUCGAAGCCCGCAUUGCCUGCGAGCAGGGAGCACGCGAGAUCGAUAUGGUCAACAACAUCGGCCUCCUCCGCUCGGGACACUAUCUCGAGGUCCACAACGACAUCGCCGAGGUUGCGACCGAAUGCAAGAAGCACGGCGCCAAGCUCAAAGUCAUCCUGGAAACCGCGAUGCUGACGAAAGAAGAGAUUGUCGCAGCGAGCUACCUGGCCUGUUUGGCGGGAGGAGACUUUGUCAAGACCAGCACGGGCUACGGCGGCCCCGGCGCAAAGGAGGAGGAUGUUCGACUGAUGUACGAGGUAGCCACACGGGAAGGACUGGGAUGGAAGGGGACGGAGAAGGAGGUCAAGGCAAGCGGUGGAGUGAGGUCGCUCGAGACUGUGCAGAAGAUGGUCAAGGCGGGAGCGACCAGGGUCGGCGCCAGUGGGACUAGGGCUAUUGUCGAGCAGAUGAGCGGCGCAGCGGCGCCGGCGGAGGGCGGAUCGAACUACUAG